UGAAGCUUCUUCAAAUGCAAAUACGCAAUGAGACCAUUGCGGACUGCAUAGCUUGGCGUUGUGUAGCAGAAUGGCAAAAAUCAGCACAUUUGAGACGGUCGCACGUCGCAAAAGAUUUGCAUCAGUCGACGAAGAAAGUGAAACGCAACUCUCACGAAACGGUAGCCAAAACAUCGCGUUGCCGUUGCGUUGCACCAGUGGACAAACAGCCAUAAACUCACAGAACACCGAAAUAGUACAAGUCCAAGGCCCAUUGCAACAAGUACGUCCCUUCGACAAAUUCAAAGUAUAACUUUGGAAAGAACACUGUCACUCGUAAUAUAAAUGUAAAUAACGAUACAAAUAUAAAACAUAUCUGUGGCGAGGCGCGUCUGUCAAUUAGAUGUGCUAAUUUAUUGUUGAACAGGCGAUGCAAAAUUGCUUAGCCGGUUCCUGACGUUAGAUACAUGAGACUGAAGAAAUACGGCGAUUGUUAUUACAUUUGCCCUUUCUCAGAGUCAAUGUCUCGGAGAAAUAGAUAAUGUGGACAAACGUAAGCAUGGAUAAGUAAUGUUUUUAUCAUUCGUGACGCAGGUAGGAUGCGCUUCACACUCAGCAGAGUGUUGUCUUCGCUGUGCCUGUGUACUGUUACUAUGCUGACCUGGGUGGUGCUGAAGCAAAUGCAUACAAAGGCCUUCACACAGACGUGCCAUCACCCAACCAAUUUCCAAGAUGAUCUUCAUAAUUUAGCUGACAGAACACACAGAGUUCUUUCUUCCUUGGGACUGACACACUUCCUUUGCUACGGAGCACUGUGGGGCCAGAUAAGACUGUCCCGCUCGCUGCCAUGGGAGUCUGAUGUAGAGAUGUGCCUCCGCAAUGAGGAGCUAGCUAGGAAGGAUGAAGUCUUUCUUCUCAGAGCAUUCCGGAAGCAAGGCCUACAGUUGGCCUACGAUAGUGCGGAAGGGAGGUACACUGUCAAGGAUCCACAGUUUGCUGGUGGAUCUGUGCAACUUAUUGUUUUUGAGGAAGACCACAUGAUAAACAUGCUCCGGAGAGUAGGAUGGAAGCGCAGGGUCCUUCCACCGGACUGCGAGAGCAUGGACUCCCUGCAAUGCUUCCCGCCAAGGCUGAUCACUCCUCCAUUGCCUCAGAAGGAAUUUGGUGGGUACGUCAUGCCUGUACCACGUGAAGGUAUCGAGAUACAGAAGUACCACUAUCCCAGUAACUGGUGGAAGGAAGUGUUGCCUAAGAACUGUUAAAUAUAACCUGGGUAAGAAAGCUUCCUUCAUUAAAAAAGAAAUUGUCAGGUCAGUGCAAUGUGCCACUGACUUAAGAGGGAGAUAAGACAGGAAGAGUGCACAACCAGAAGUCUGAUAGAAAUGCAUUAUCUCAAAGAUGAGGUACUUCUAAAAUUGAGGUUUUUCAGAAGUACUCCCCAUUGUGGAAUGUGAAAGUGUAACUGAAUAUAAAGAAGGAAAAGUGUUUAGAGUCUGUUGUUAUGUUGCCAGUAACUGACAGUUGUUUCAAAAUUUUCAUCAAAUCAGUUAAAAAAAAAUAGUGUGAAUUAAUCUGCGUAAAGCACAGUGUGUUACAAUAGGAAUGUUACAUUCCUGUAUUACUGCAUUUUGCAUUUAACAUAGUUUGAAUGAGAUAGAGCAGACAUC
Molecule: messenger RNA, 1646 nt
Organism: Schistocerca piceifrons (Central American locust)
Lineage: Eukaryota; Metazoa; Arthropoda; Insecta; Orthoptera; Acrididae
Exons: 5
Coding region: 579-1241 (220 amino acids)
Source: RefSeq, a predicted model, not a curated record